This is a messenger RNA of Charadrius vociferus (killdeer), 1177 nucleotides long. RefSeq names its product calcium channel, voltage-dependent, gamma subunit 3 (gene CACNG3). Lineage: Eukaryota; Metazoa; Chordata; Aves; Charadriiformes; Charadriidae. Gene Ontology annotation, cellular component: AMPA glutamate receptor complex; postsynaptic density membrane. Gene Ontology annotation, biological process: calcium ion transport; positive regulation of synaptic transmission, glutamatergic; neurotransmitter receptor internalization. Bases 1 to 990 code for a protein of 329 amino acids. Gene Ontology annotation, molecular function: channel regulator activity; voltage-gated calcium channel activity. The record is from RefSeq and is a predicted model, not a curated record. The transcript is spliced from 4 exons.
AUGGAUUUCUGCGUGCAGCCAGCCCUGGUACCAGGCAGGGCUCAUGCCCUGGGACCUGGAGGCAUCUUGCUAAGAAAAUGCGGGCAGAAGGAGGCUCUAGAGUUUGAGGACUCGGACAAAACCCGCUUCCUUUAUUCCCGUGACAUCGUAACGCUGCCUUUACCAGGGCCCAGCUGUAAAGCCAGGAGAGGAAAGCCCGGAGUUGCAUCUGCCAUGCAUCUCACCCAGGGGGACAGGGACCUGGUGGCUCGGGGAACCUUCCGAGGAGUGUGUAAGAAGAUCGACCACUUCCCCGAGGAUGCGGAUUACGAGCAAGACACGGCUGAGUAUCUCCUCCGUGCCGUGAGAGCAUCCAGCAUCUUCCCCAUCCUCAGCGUGGGUCUGCUGUUCUUUGGGGGCCUGUGCGUGGCGGCCAGCGAGUUCUACAAGAGCAAACACAACGUCAUCCUCAGCGCCGGCAUCUUCUUCGUCUCUGCAGGUCUCAGCAACAUCAUUGGGAUUAUAGUCUACAUCUCGGCCAACGCGGGGGACCCAGGGCAGAGCGACUCCAAGAAGAGCUACUCCUAUGGCUGGUCCUUCUACUUCGGAGCCCUGUCCUUCAUCAUCGCUGAGAUGGUGGGGGUGAUUGCCGUGCACAUGUACAUCGAGAAGCACCGCCAGAUCCGUGCCAAGUCCCAUUCGGAGCUGCUGAAGAAGUCGGCCUUCACCCGCCUCCCUCCCUACAGGUACCGCUUCCGCCGGCGGUCCAGCUCCCGCUCCACCGAGCCCCGGUCCCGGGACAUGUCACCCGUCAGCAAGGGGUUCAGCACCAUCCCCUCCACCGACAUCUCCAUGUUCACCCUCUCCAGGGAUCCCUCCAAGGUCACCAUGGGGACGCUGCUCAACUCGGAGCGGGACCACGGUUUUUUACAGGUCCAUAACUCCAUCCCCAAAGAGUUCAAGGAGUCUUUGCACAACAACCCGGCCAACAGACGAACCACGCCGGUCUGAGGCGGGCAGGGGCGUUAUGUCAGGCUGCAUGACAUCAUCCUUGUGACGGUGUAACCCGUGAAAUCCUGUUUUUAAGGACAAACCCAGAUGGUUCCCUGUGCCCCUCCCCGCGGGGCUGUUUUUUCACUCCUGAAAUGCCACUGGCCGGGCCAGGCCACUGCACCCACGGUGGGACCGGGACCCCUGC